Messenger RNA from Hippocampus comes (tiger tail seahorse), 1208 nucleotides. RefSeq names its product fibroblast growth factor 5 (gene fgf5). Lineage: Eukaryota; Metazoa; Chordata; Actinopteri; Syngnathiformes; Syngnathidae. The record is from RefSeq and is a predicted model, not a curated record. The coding region runs from base 194 to 901 and encodes 235 amino acids. Gene Ontology annotation, molecular function: growth factor activity. The transcript has 3 exons.
AGCUUUGCACGCGCGGCGCUCCGGCGGCCGCCGGCGGCGGUCGCGAUCGGAGGCAUGCCCGGAGCGGUGAGAUCAUCGGCGGUAUAAAUAUCCGCUGUCGGCUCGGCAAGUGUGCGUGCGCGCGCGUGCGUGCGCCCGCGCGUGUAGGAUUUCAGCCGGGAAUGCGAGGGCUUCGACUGGCGGGUGGUCGAGCAUGAACGUCCCGCUGUUUUACCUGCUCACCGUCGCGCACUUGGUGGCCGCGGCGCGUCGCCCGGCCGCGGCGGGUCAGGAGACGGAGGAGGAGGAGCAGCGGCGGCGGCGGCGGGAGGAGGAGCAGGAGACCCGUUCGGGGCGCAGGACUUGCCGGCUCUACUGCAGGGUGGGCAUCGGCUUCCACCUCCAGAUCCACCCGGACGGCAGAGUCAACGGCAGCCACGAGGCCGACCGUCUGAGUGUUCUGGAGCUAUUUGCCGUGUCCCAGGGCGUGAUUGGCAUCCGAGGAGUGUACAGUGACAGAUUCCUGGCCAUGAAUAAGAAAGGACGCCUCCAUGCCACUACGUCAUUUACGGACGACUGCAAGUUCCGCGAGCGUUUCCAGGAGAACAGCUACAACACGUACGCCUCGGUGCUCCACUGGAACCGCAGGACCGGCCGCCAGUGGUUCGUGGCCCUCAACAAGCGAGGCAAAGCCAGGAUGGGCUCCGGGCCUCGGGUCAAAGCCCAGCACGUUUCCACGCACUUCCUGCCCAGACUUGACGACGACGGCUACGGACGCGGCGAACGAGGAUUCGCCGUCACGGACGGGAAAGGCGACAAGCGGAAAAAAACGCCGCCCGAGCCGCUGUCGCCCAAAGCAAAGGUCCAGGAGGGGACACGGCCCAAACAGGUCAAGUACUGGCCCAAAUAUCGCUUUGGAUAGAACGGGGGGGCUUCAGAAAAACUUCACAGCAUUCCCGACAUCCUCAAGCUCCGACGAAAGAUGUUUUUUGGAUUGUGACAAGGAACGAUGUGUCGACGCUUGCCAAGUUUUGUGACGCUCUCCGAUGUGGAAAUGGUAGUUAUGGGGUUUUUUUGGACUGUUUUGCUGCAAUUCGGGAAAUUGCCAAGUUGGAAAUGUCCUAACUGGCAUUGUAAAAAUGGGUCAAGACAUCCAAAAAAAAAAAAAAAAUCCAACAACGAAAAUCAGAAAUUUCCCAUCUCCAAAUAUUUCAACAUUUGUCAAAGUU